Brassica oleracea var. oleracea is the source of this 1383-nucleotide messenger RNA. Its product is annotated as chalcone synthase 3. The record is from RefSeq and is a predicted model, not a curated record. Bases 77 to 1264 code for a protein of 395 amino acids. The transcript is spliced from 2 exons. Gene Ontology annotation, molecular function: acyltransferase activity, transferring groups other than amino-acyl groups. Gene Ontology annotation, biological process: polyketide biosynthetic process. Lineage: Eukaryota; Viridiplantae; Streptophyta; Magnoliopsida; Brassicales; Brassicaceae.
AAUAUAUACAUAUAACAUACUACAUAAAGUCACGCAUCGAUCAAACUCUUGUAACUAAAACCAAGUUGGUAAUACUAUGGUGAUGGGUACACCGUCUUCGUUGGAUGAGAUCAGAAAGGCACAGAGAGCAGAUGGCCCAGCAGGUAUCUUGGCGAUAGGCACGGCUAACCCUGCCAACCAUGUGAUCCAAGCGGAGUAUCCUGACUACUACUUCCGCAUCACCAACAGCGAACACAUGACUGACCUUAAAGAGAAGUUCAAGCGCAUGUGCGACAAGUCGACUAUAAGGAAACGCCACAUGCACCUAACCGAAGAGUUUCUAAAGGAGAACCCAGACAUGUGCGCCUACAUGGCUCCUUCUCUCGACGCUCGACAGGACAUCGUGGUGGUCGAAGUCCCUAAGUUAGGCAAAGAGGCGGCAGUGAAGGCCAUCAAGGAAUGGGGCCAGCCCAAGUCCAAGAUUACCCACGUUGUCUUCUGCACUACCUCAGGAGUCGACAUGCCUGGUGCUGACUACCAGCUCACAAAGCUCCUCGGUCUUCGUCCUUCCGUCAAGCGUCUCAUGAUGUACCAGCAAGGUUGCUUCGCCGGCGGCACCGUCCUCCGUCUCGCCAAGGAUCUCGCUGAGAACAACCGUGGCGCGCGUGUUCUCGUUGUCUGCUCCGAGAUCAUAGCCGUCACGUUCCGUGGCCCCUCUGACACCCACCUUGACUCCCUCGUUGGACAGGCUCUCUUCAGUGACGGCGCCGCCGCGCUCAUUGUCGGUUCGGACCCGGAUACCUCUGCUGGAGAGAAGCCCAUCUUCGAGAUGGUGUCUGCGGCCCAGACCAUACUACCAGACUCUGACGGUGCCAUAGAUGGACACUUGAGGGAAGUGGGACUCACCUUCCAUCUCCUCAAGGACGUCCCUGGGCUCAUCUCCAAGAACAUCGAGAAGAGUCUAGACGAAGCGUUUAAACCCUUAGGGAUAAGCGACUGGAACUCCCUCUUCUGGAUAGCUCACCCUGGUGGUCCAGCGAUCCUUGACGAGGUUGAGAAAAAGCUAGGGCUCAAGGCUGAGAAGAUGAGAGCCACGCGUCACGUGUUGAGCGAGUACGGUAACAUGUCUAGCGCGUGUGUUCUCUUCAUAUUGGACGAGAUGAGGAGGAAGUCAGCGGAAGAUGGUGUGGCUACGACAGGAGAAGGGUUGGAGUGGGGUGUCUUGUUUGGUUUCGGACCAGGUCUUACUGUAGAGACAGUGGUCUUGCACAGCGUUCCUGUUUGAACAGAAACGCUUCCUUCCUAUAUGCCUACCUACCUACAUAUACCAUAUCAUCUUGUCUCAUGUUUCUUCAAAUCAAUAUAUUAAUAUAUAUGUAAUGCAAUAAUUAAGGAAGAAUUCAU